UCAGAUUCCGAUCCAUCCAUCAACAAUCACCACGCCGGGUAUUGAUCCUACGUCUUCUUUAUCUGUUGCUGCACCCCCCGCACCGCAUCAUUUGUGGUCUCAAAGAACGAAACGAGAUCAACCAACUGUGCCAAUAUGAUUACUGGUCUCCACCACGUCAACAUCCUCGUCCCGGAAGGCACCCUGGACCGGGCGGAGGAGUUCUACACAAACACCCUGGGUCUGCCAUCAGCCCCAGUUCCCCAUCUACAGAAAGGAACUCUCCUAUGGUUCAACCUGACGCCGGAUGGCAGUCAGCAGAUUCAUGUAGCCUUUGGGUCGAACAGCGAUUUACAUUCCGACCGUCACGCUUGCCUGAAAGUCGCGUCGCUGGACAAGCUAUUGGCCCUGCAGCAGCGCAUCUGGGAACAUCAUCAGAGAGGGGGUGAUGCUGCCCCCUUGCACGCUGAUAAGCCGGGGGAACAAAACUCGGGCGCCCAGGGCAUCGAAUAUCCGAGCCGCUUUUUUGCCAGGGAUUUUGCAGGUAACCGGCUGGAAUUCACCUUAUGACACGAAUGGACAAGUUGGACGAGACUUUCUUUUCAUCUUAUAUACCUGAGGAAUGGGGAUGAAGUUUUAAUGGAACAUUAAACAUGCAUCUCCUGAGUUCUGCAGUACCUUUUCACUGCACACUCAUAUAAACGCCCCGAUUCAAGACUCCGUUCGUGACCUUUCUUGUCAAUUCUGAUGGAUUUAGUGAGCGGGUGCGAGACGAAGUGAUUGGCCUGAGCAACGUAUUGGCUUUCCUACUUCCCCUGUCAAAGCAAGGACAUGGCGACAAUCCAUCGAAUGCACCUAAUCCACAUUAUUCCGGCAAUGUUAUCGCCCAGUGCAUGGUAAGAGUGGCUCAGAGGUGAUAAGGCACACCCAUCUAUGAGUAGAGCUUGUAGAGCUCAAUGAAAUCUGAAUUGAAAGAUUGAGGCAUGGAGAAAUCGGGGUCUAGUAUGUCGAACUACAGGGGAAGACCAGAGUUAUAUGUUUCAACAGCAGUUCCUUCCCGG
Molecule: messenger RNA, 1040 nt
Organism: Aspergillus welwitschiae
Lineage: Eukaryota; Fungi; Ascomycota; Eurotiomycetes; Eurotiales; Aspergillaceae
Product: putative glyoxalase family protein
Exons: 3
Coding region: 136-549 (137 amino acids)
Source: RefSeq, a predicted model, not a curated record